GGUCAAGAGGAAAAAAUAAAAACCUUAUUUUCAAAAUAAAUUUUGGUCCCCUCGAAAUUGCAGAUACUUUCGUCAGUUUUUGUUUUGCUUAAGAUGUGAUUGACCCGGGCGCGGUUUGUGGUGAUUGUAUUUCGGUAAAAAGUUGAGAAAGUAAUUGAAAAAUCUGCCGGGGCAAUGGAUUUUGUACUGUUUUUGGGUGUGGUGGUGGUCAUUUACGGAGUGUUAUUAUUUUUCGACAAUUUCUUCAAGAGUUGCAUGCACUACCCAUAUGAUGCUUUCUUGAGAGGAACCGGGCUGACGGUGAAGUUCUUACGCAUUCAGUGGCACACCACUGCCCUAAAUCGAUCGAUCGUCAAAUGGAGCACGGCUUACCCGAAACUGUUGGAUCUGAACUUCAGUCUGGGUGUCUACUUAUCUAUUCUCCUCAUGCCUCUAGCCUCUUGUUUGAUAGUACUGUCGGCAUUCCACACGAAACAUUCCGGCAAGGGUGGCUCCGAGGGAACCGGCUCCAGUUCAUCCUCCUUCACGGCGGCCAAAGAAUCCGUUUCCUUAGAUCUCCUAAUCCCAGGCAUCAACCUCCCCAUCAAUGAAAUCGGUUACUACAUUGCUGCCCUGGCCAUUAACAGCGUGGUCCAUGAACUGGGACACGGUUUAGCGGCUGUUCUAGAAGACAUCCCAAUCAAGGGGUUCGGAUUCCACGUGAUGCUUAUCGUUCCGAUGGCCUACACCCAACUUGAUUCGGAUCAGCUGAAUGCACUGAAAACAUGGAAGCGGCUUAAGGUGCUGUGUGCCGGGAUUUGGCACAAUCUGCUGUUGGCUGCGACGGCCUAUUUACUGUUUGUUACAACGCCCGUGAUGCUGUCUACUGUUUACCGAGUUAACGAAUCGGUCAUGAUAACUGGUAUCAAGAAUAACUCCCCUUUGCUUGGAUCCAAGGGGCUGGAAGAAGGUGACAUCAUAACAUCCAUCAACAGCUGUGAGAUAAACAGCGAAUCCUCCUGGUACGGUUGCCUGUUAGAAUCGAUCCAAUCCCAGCCAGCCUAUUGCAUUUCCCCGGAUUUCGUACACCUAAACGACGAAUCCGUCCCGAUUUCCCACAAAAACGACGGCCUCAUCGAGUGUUGCAACGUGGAAAACAAGGCCUCCAACUGUUUCGAGUACGUGGUUGACGUAAACGAAGAAGACGUGGCCCUCCCACAGCACAUGUGUCUCAACAUCCGAAAAGUGAUCGAGAACUCGUUCAGCUACUGCCAUCUGCGGCCGGACUGCUCCGAAGGCCACUGCUUCAAACCGAUGAUCAACAACUUCACCACGAUACUGCAAAUCCGGCGGGACCGGAAACCGGAUGUGAUCUAUAUCGGACAUCCGGGGGAUCUAACCCGAACCAUUCGAAUCUCGCAGUUUGUCCCGAAAACGGGACUUUUUAGGCCCGGCUUUGCCGACGGUAUUCAGCUACUGCUCAAGUAUGUGGUAGUUUUUGCUUUAGGAUUGGCAGUGAUAAAUGUAAUUCCGUGUUUCGGCUUCGAUGGGCAGCACAUCGUAAGCACUCUGCUGUCCAAUGGAGCCGUCACCAGUAGGGUGCCGCAGAAAAGUAAACGGGACGUGAUCGCCCUGUGUAUCAACAUUGUGGGAACGCUUUUCGUGUUCAUUCUGGUGACCAAAGUAUUUUGGCAGAUGAUUUUCAAAGCCGUGUGGGAGUAGAGAGAGAGAGUUUCAGGGUUUUCAAACUGUUGACAAUGGAAGCGCAACCUAAAGUAGUAGUCAAUAAGUUGCAUAAAUUUGGUGAAUAAAGUAAUCUUAUUAAGUCUAAAAAUGAUAUGUAGUCAGUAGUAUUUAAGGUUCAGCCAGUACUAGAAAUUGCGAUAUUUCAACACAGGAAAAAUAGCAAUAGUGGUAAUUGUAAUAUUCCGAGAAGGCAGGCGGAUGCGGAUGUAGAACACGAUGUCUAAGGGAACCGGUUUGCGAAAGCCGGACACUGUUAGUGUUAGCCGUACACAUACAUAGUAACAAAAAAAACAGCACCCAUUAUGAAACCCGAUACGUUAUAGUACCUUAUAUGUACUGGAAACAAAAGUGUAGCUAAAUACAAUCAUCUUUUGUAAUCGA
This is a messenger RNA of Uranotaenia lowii, 2106 nucleotides long. It is a transcript of the gene S2P, whose product is annotated as membrane-bound transcription factor site-2 protease. Gene Ontology annotation, molecular function: protein binding; metalloendopeptidase activity. The record is from RefSeq and is a predicted model, not a curated record. Lineage: Eukaryota; Metazoa; Arthropoda; Insecta; Diptera; Culicidae. The transcript is spliced from 3 exons. Bases 175 to 1701 code for a protein of 508 amino acids. Gene Ontology annotation, cellular component: membrane; cytoplasm. Gene Ontology annotation, biological process: membrane protein intracellular domain proteolysis; regulation of response to endoplasmic reticulum stress.